UUUGUGAGGUAUAAUUAAUAGUUUGGAGUGAAUGAAGCUCCCAGAAGAAGAUAGACAGUGAGAAUCGUAUGCCCCACACAUGUGAACGACAAAUUUGUUUCAAAAGCCACUAGGCAAAAUAAUGUAAAACCUCAACUACACGUAUGCAUUUCUUCCUGCCUGAAGACCUAUAAAUCAUCCUAAUCUCAACACUCACGCAAUCAUUCUCUCUCUCUCUCUCUCUCUCUCUCUCUCUCUCUCUCCAUCAUCAUUCAACAGCCUCAUAUCAGAAGCCAAAGAACCCAAAGAAAGAAAAGAGAAAAAGAAAAACCCCAGAAUUAAAAUAAAACAUUCCCCUUUCUGCAAAAAGAGAGCUGGAUCACCAGAAAAACAGAGCAAAUUAAAACAAAACAUAAAUGAGACCGCCACCACCGCCAAGAAGAUCACUGGAGCUAUCAGCAGCAUCCCAAGUAGCUGAAUUUGGCCUCGUCCACCUCUCUCCGUCGCUAUCCUCCUCCCCUCCCCCCACCAGACAAACGACAUGCGUUUCGCACACCUGCCGCUGGUGGCCCUACUCUGGCUCCAAAGAGUUCGAGGCCAACGCCGCCAUGGUCAUCAUCAUCCUCCUCUCCGCCCUCAUUUGCGCUUUGGGCCUCAACGCCGCCAUCCGCUGCUUCCUCCGCGGCGGCGGGAGCGACAACAACAACAGCCCACGAGACAACGACGAUAACAGUCAUCUUCCGCAGACCCAGCAAGAAUUGGUUCAAGCUCAGCAGAAGAGCAAUGUGGCGGGAGUUUCGUGCCUGGAGGGGGCGCCGGAGCUGUUCUACUCGGCGGAGAUGAAGGCAAGGCUGGCGGGGGCAGAGGCGGAGUGCGCCAUUUGCUUGUCGGAGUUUGUGGAGGGGGAAGGGAUCAGAGUGCUGGGGAGGUGCAAACAUGGCUUCCAUACUCACUGCAUACAGGAGUGGCUGUCUUCUCACUCCUCUUGUCCCACGUGCCGCCGCACGUGCCUUCCUCCAUCGCCACCACAACUCGCCACGGACAAUAGUUCCCAGCAAAUUCCCGCGCCGGAAAGCGGUCCAUAGAAGCUAGCCACUGUACACAACAUGUAUGUAACUUAGUAAUUUCUAAUUUGAGUUGGAAGUUUUUUCAGUUAUUUAA
Prunus avium (sweet cherry) is the source of this 1140-nucleotide messenger RNA. Its product is annotated as RING-H2 finger protein ATL79-like. NCBI's taxonomy places the organism in Eukaryota, Viridiplantae, Streptophyta, Magnoliopsida, Rosales, Rosaceae. Gene Ontology annotation, biological process: protein ubiquitination. Gene Ontology annotation, molecular function: transferase activity. The record is from RefSeq and is a predicted model, not a curated record.